Sinocyclocheilus rhinocerous is the source of this 1316-nucleotide messenger RNA. Its product is annotated as keratin, type I cytoskeletal 18-like. Gene Ontology annotation, biological process: intermediate filament cytoskeleton organization. Lineage: Eukaryota; Metazoa; Chordata; Actinopteri; Cypriniformes; Cyprinidae. Gene Ontology annotation, cellular component: cytoskeleton; keratin filament. Gene Ontology annotation, molecular function: structural molecule activity. The coding region runs from base 73 to 1176 and encodes 367 amino acids. The record is from RefSeq and is a predicted model, not a curated record. The transcript has 6 exons.
CCUCUUAGAACCAGCGGUUUCAUCUGAUCUCCUUUUCAUUAAAGAUCUCUUCUCUGCAGAAAACUAAGCAAAAUGCAGACCUUCAGCAUUCAGAACAAAAGAAUAUAUAGAUCGUCCUCAGAGGAUCUCAGCAUGCUAAGACCCACAUUUUACUCUUGGAGAAGUGCUGGGAAUAGGGGUUCCUAUUCCAAGGACAUCUUUGGAUCUGCCACUGUACAAAUGGGGCUUGUUGGAAAUGUUGGAAGUGAAAAGGUUACCAUGCAAAUCCUGAAUGAACGUCUAGCUUCAUACCUGGAGAAAGUUAGGAACUUGGAGAAGGCCAACAGUGAGCUGGAGGUGAAAAUCCACCAGGUUCUGGUGAAAAAAGGUCAGGCCACUAAGGACUACAGUCACUACCAAGCCACCUUUGAUAAACUACGCAAAGAGAUUCUGGAGAUGGUUAUGAGCAAUGCAAAUGUGAGUCUUCAAAUUGACAAUGUCAAGUUGGCUGCCGAUGACUACAGGGUCAAGUAUGAAAAUGAACUGCAUCUAAGACAGUAUGUUGAAGCUGACAUAAAUGCAUUGAGAAAGAUGCUGGAUGACACCAAUAUGGCACGACUGCAUCUAGAAAAUGAUGUUGAAGGCUUGAAAGUGGAGCUUAUCGAGUUAAAGAAACGACAUCAACUGGAAGUGUCAGAACGAUAUAGUCAAAUCAACCAGUCAGGAGUGCAGGUGGAUGUUGAUGCUCCCAAGGGACAGGACUUGGCUAAGAUCAUGGAGGAGAUAAGAGCCAAGUAUGAAAAGAUUGUCCUAAAGAACCAGGAGGAACUAAAAAAUUGGCAUGAAUCAAAAAUCUCCGUGGUACAGGUUAAAGUGACCGAGAACGAAGAAGCAUUGAAAGAAGCCAAAACACAAGUCAGCGUGAGCCACAGGCAGAUGCAGACUUUGAAAACAGAGCUGCAGUCUCUGAUUGGAAGUAGAGCAUCUCUGGAAGACGCCCUUAAUGAAACAAAGUUGCGAUUUGGGAUGCAGGUGGAGCAAUAUAAUGGCAUCAUUUUGCUGAGAGAGUCUGAGCUUAAACAGCUGCGUGACAACAUUCAAAGUCAGACAGUGGAUUAUCAGGCCCUGUUCAACAUCAAGAUGGAGCUGGAAGCUGAGAUAGCCACCUACAGGAGACUUCUGGAUGGAGAAGAAUAAGAGUGAGCUUUUCGACCAUUUUGACCAUGCCUCUUUCUUCUUUAGAAACCUUCAUCUUGGUGUUAAUCAAAUAUUUUACAGAUUAGAGAAAGAAUCCAUCAGGACAACAUCAGAGACUGUCACCCAGACACUAGUGGAUG